AUGUCAAAGAAAUAUCAAAAGGAUAUAGAGAAGCAGUUAUUGGAUGUCGUCAACAGUAGGGGUAACGACAACAGAUGCGGUGAAUGUGGCGCAGAGUACCCAACAUGGGCAUCAUACAAUUUAGGAAUAUUUCUUUGUGGAAGAUGUGCUUCGGUUCACAGACGUGUUCUCGGCCCUCCUCAUUAUAAAAUAUCAAAAGUUAAAUCUUUAACCUUGGAUAAGUGGUCACAACAACAAGUGGACAAUUUGCGUAGAGUGGGAAAUGCUCGAGCCAAGAAAAGAUGGAACCCCAAGAGAAUUCCUUUCCCCUUUGAUGGUGAUGAUGACAUUGCCGCAGUUGAACAAUAUAUAAGAGACAAAUAUAUCUUGGGCAAAUUUCGUGAUGACGAUGUGGACCCGUCUGAGUUUGACGAUGACAGAAUGAGCAAAUAUAGCAACGAUGACAGUCACUCUCGACGCUCGGCAAGACUGAGGUCAAACAGUACUAGAAGUAUACAACAGUUACCCAAGUUGACACAUCGAAAAUUGACAACAUAUGAAUAUAGUCAAUAUCAAGCUCAACAAAAUCAAAUGCGCACCUUUGGGUACCAAGAUAGAGACGCAGCAUUGGAAAGUUUAUUGUUAGCUAAUGGGGACGUUGAGUUGGCUAUAGAUAUUUACAAACAAGAUGCUAAAAUCAAUCCGGGAAAAGAAGAAAUAGCCCCGGGAUUACCAAGUAGACCACGUCCAUCUACCACUCAAGCACAGUCAACGACAUCAACGGGUGCUGUGUCGUCUACUUCAGAUUGGUGGAGUAAUCCUGGGUCUACAGCUGGAUCAACAACAGUGUCAUCAAUGCCAACAGGGAUACAAGCAGCAACUCCCCAAAUUUACCAAUAUACCGAUCCAGUAACUGGUCAAGUGUCUUACGUCGAUUCAAAUGGUCAAGAAUACUUGGAUCCAAAUAACCCACAACACCAACAACAAUUAAUGGGCAUGACCAACCCGCAAUUAAUUGCCCAACAAACCAACAAACAAGGUAUCAUGUCUUUGUACAACCAACCAACAACGAUGUCACCACAGUCUCAAGGGGUACAGCAGCAGACACAGCUGUACUUUCCUCAACAAAAUGGUUUGAUGCAGCCAUCACAGACGGGAUUGAGUCAACCUGGAUUCGGCUUUGCGCAACAGCCUCAACAGCCUCCUCAACAGCAAUUCACUGGUUUUGGCCAACCUGGUCAACCUCAGUUCACCGGGUUUGGGCAACAACAACAGACUGGAUUUUACAACCAACAGGGCUAUCGCUGA
Messenger RNA from Lodderomyces parapsilosis, 1287 nucleotides. RefSeq lists its product as uncharacterized. Gene Ontology annotation, cellular component: Golgi apparatus. The transcript has a single exon. Gene Ontology annotation, biological process: endoplasmic reticulum to Golgi vesicle-mediated transport; endocytosis; intra-Golgi vesicle-mediated transport. The coding region runs from base 1 to 1287 and encodes 428 amino acids. The record is from RefSeq and is a predicted model, not a curated record. Lineage: Eukaryota; Fungi; Ascomycota; Pichiomycetes; Serinales; Debaryomycetaceae. Gene Ontology annotation, molecular function: protein binding; GTPase activator activity.